UACAACCUUGUAUUUGAGAGCAUUCAUUCAUGGUGCUUAUGAGUAUUCUCCUCUCAAUUGCUAUAUACUAAAGGAGACUCUCUCUCUCUCUCUCUCACAUUACCUUUUUCAUCAUAAUAAUAAACUCAAUUUCUCUCUCUCUCCAUUUUCUCUGGAGCAACUUAGACGGGGGAGGGGGUAGAUGACGACGGAGGAUGGAGCAAUGAGGUUCACGGUGGCAUCAGUAAUGGAGGAUGUGUUGCAGCAACACGGAAACGGCCUUAGAGAUCAUGAUCUAGACUCUCGUCGUGCUGAAGAAGCUGCAUCGAGGAGAUACGAGGCGGCUAAUUGGCUGAGGAAGAUGGUAGGAGUGGUGGGAGCUAAAGAUCUGCCUGCUGAGCCAACGGAAGAAGGUUUUAGGCUUGGUUUAAGAAGUGGAAUCAUCCUUUGCAAAGUCCUCAAUAAGGUUCACCCUGGUGCUGUUUCCAAGGUUGUGGAAGGUCCUUGUGACGCGGUUCUUGUUGCUGAUGGAGCUCCUUUAUCAGCGUUUCAGUAUUUUGAGAAUGUUAGGAACUUCCUUGUUGCUAUCCAGGAUAUGGGCUUUCCUACUUUUGAAGCUUCUGAUCUUGAGCAAGGAGGAAAAGCUUCUCGUAUAGUGAAUUGUGUUUUGGCAAUUAAGUCGUAUGAUGAAUGGAAACAAAGUGGUGGAAUUGGUGUUUGGAAGUUUGGUGGUGGCAUUAAGCCUCCUUCACUGGCUAAAGCAUCAUCUUUCGUGAGGAAAAACUCGGAGCCCUUCAUGAACUCUUUAUCCAGAACCUCUUCUAUCAACAACGAGAAGUCUCCUUCUGAGACUGAUUCUAACAACCUGUCCAAUUCAGGUUCAUUGAGCACACUGGUCCGCGCUGUUCUAUCAGAUAAAAGGCCUGAGGAAGUGCCCAAACUGAUUGAAUCUCUGCUAAGCAAAGUUGUCGAGGAGUUUGAAAAUCGAGUUACAAACCAGUAUAAGUUGGCCCAAGCAGCCCCAUCAGAAUCAACUUCUUCACUUAACAGCAGAUCAUUUCAUAAACCUGUUGGUGCAAGAGAGAGGGAAGAGAAGAGUUUCAGAGCAAUAAAGAAAGACGAAACCAAUCAGAAAAGCCUGGUUCUUGAUGAAGAGUUGAAAAAUCGACAAUUUAAACAACUGACAAUCUUCAACCAACAGCAAGAAGAUAUAGAAGGACUAAGACAGACACUCUACACUACAAAAGCUGGUAUGAAAUUUAUGCAGAAGAAGUUUCAAGAAGAGUUCUCUUCUCUUGGCAUGCACAUUCAUGGCCUAGCUCACGCUGCUUCUGGCUAUCACCGAGUUCUUGAAGAAAACCGAAAACUUUACAAUCAGGUGCAAGACCUCAAGGGUAGCAUCCGUGUGUAUUGUCGUGUACGACCAUUUUUGCCUGGACAAUCUAGCUUUUCCAGUACAAUUGGGAGCAUGCAGGACGAUAGCAUAGGGAUUAACACUGCGUCAAGACAUGGAAAAUCACUCAAAUCCUUCAGUUUCAAUAAAGUCUUUGGCCCAUCUGCGACUCAAGAGGAGGUAUUCUCUGAUAUGCAGCCACUGGUCCGUUCUGUUCUUGAUGGAUACAAUGUCUGCAUAUUUGCAUAUGGUCAAACUGGAUCCGGGAAAACAUACACAAUGAGUGGACCGAGAGAUAUAACGGAGAAGAGCCAAGGAGUUAAUUACAGAGCACUAGGUGACCUGUUUCUUCUUGCUGAACAAAGAAAAGACACAUUCCGUUAUGAUAUUGCUGUUCAGAUGAUUGAAAUUUAUAAUGAACAAGUCAGAGACCUUCUGGUUACUGAUGGAAGCACCAAAAGGUUAGAGAUCAGGAAUAGCUCUCAAAAGGGUCUAAGUGUACCGGAUGCAAGUCUUGUGCCGGUUUCUUCAACAUGUGACGUGAUUGAUCUAAUGAAACUUGGGCAUAAGAAUCGUGCUGUUGGAUCAACAGCCUUGAAUGAUCGAAGCAGCCGUUCUCAUAGUUGCUUGACGGUUCAUGUUCAAGGAAGAGACUUGACUUCAGGAGCUGUUCUUCGUGGAUGUAUGCACCUUGUGGAUCUAGCAGGCAGUGAAAGGGUAGAUAAAUCCGAAGUUACUGGAGACAGAUUAAAAGAAGCACAGCACAUCAAUAAAUCUCUAUCUGCUUUAGGAGAUGUGAUUGCUUCACUAGCUCACAAGAACCCUCAUGUUCCUUACAGAAACAGCAAACUCACACAACUCCUUCAGGAUUCUCUUGGAGGACAAGCAAAGACAUUGAUGUUUGUGCACAUUAGUCCUGAAGCAGAUGCAGUUGGAGAAACAAUAAGCACUUUGAAGUUUGCGGAGAGAGUAGCUACAGUUGAGCUUGGUGCUGCCCGAGUAAACAAUGAUACUUCAGAUGUUAAGGAACUCAAGGAACAGAUUGCUACUCUUAAAGCAGCACUCGCUAGAAAAGAAGCAGGUUCACAACAGAACAAUAUAUUAACAACUCCUGGUGGCUCUGAGAAACACAAAGCCAGAACUGGUGAAGUAGAGAUUCAUAACAGUAGUAGUAUCAUGACAAAGAAAUCAGAGAGCUGUGAAGUGGAGGAGAUUACAGUAAACUCACCACCUUGGCCACCGGUAGCCAGUCCAGGCCAAACCUACAGAGAGGAAGACCCAAGUUUCGGGUCAAGUGAGUGGGUUGAUAAGGUUAUGGUGAAUAACAGGCAAGACGAGAUGAGGAGAGUGGAGAGUCUUUGGGGAGGAGGAAUGACAGACAAUGGGAUAAGUGUUCUGCCGGAAGAUUUUUACAGGAGAGAUGUGUCUUCAGACAGUUCAAGAAUAUUCUCUGAACAUUCUUACAACAUCUUCAUGGGAAACAACAACAGCAGCGCAGACGAUCUAGAUGCAGCCACAAGUGAGUCAUCUGAGCCAGACUUGCUCUGGCAAUAUAACCAAUCCGCCUCCAAGAUGUCAUCGACAACAAGCACUAUUGAGUCAACAAAAGCAAAGAAACCUGUCUCAAGACCGAUAAGAAGUCCUCAACUCAGGAACUCAAACACGGUGACACGUCCUUUAGCGAAUGGUUCUCGUGGCACGAAACAGGUUGGUCUUGCUGCUGAUAUGAAGCGAAAAGCAAGCGUCAGACGUUGAAAGACCAUUCACUCACACACGCAUAAAUAUAUACAAUACAGUCGACACCUGGUUCUUUAUUUGAUUAUUUUCUUCCACUCUGGUUUCUUCUUCUUUUUUUUUUUUUUUUCUGGCUGUGCAUGUUUCUAUAUAUAUAACACAGACAAUGGUUGAUAGCUACAGAAUGCAGCAAUAGUUUGUUCUUGUUGCUCUUCUUCUCAUUCUUGGGUUUUGUUUUCUUCUUUUGUCUGUUCUUCUAUGUAUAUUCUUUCAGUAGCUGAACAUAAACGAGAUUUGUAUGUAACACUAUUUGCUUGA
Messenger RNA from Brassica napus (rape), 3424 nucleotides. Its product is annotated as kinesin-like protein KIN-14I. The record is from RefSeq and is a predicted model, not a curated record. Gene Ontology annotation, molecular function: microtubule motor activity; ATP binding; microtubule binding. Lineage: Eukaryota; Viridiplantae; Streptophyta; Magnoliopsida; Brassicales; Brassicaceae. The coding region runs from base 182 to 3127 and encodes 981 amino acids. The transcript is spliced from 18 exons. Gene Ontology annotation, biological process: microtubule-based movement.